UAACUACAUAGGUCUCUCCUAUGCCUCACAAUGCUUACAUACUAUACUAUUAGUGUUUCCAUGAGACCCCACAGGGUUACGCUCCUCGACGACUUUUAAGAUGUUCUCUGCCCCUAGCUCAAAUUAUACUUUGUAUAUAAAAAGUACCUUGCAUCAUGUGUCAUACCGGUCAUUGUUCCUCAUCAGAUACCAAAGAAGAUGGUAUACUGUUUCCAGGAAGGCUACCUUACGCACAGCUCUUUUCUUCCCAGGUCCGGACCAGCCAGCCUCCUACCACAGGUUGCCAUUUUGGCUAACGGUUUGUUAGGUCAUGGAGUACAACGCGUAGGAAUGGUGUCUUCAUGGAUCAAUAGCUUUCCAGACAUCGCUGGGAGUGUCUUAGAUGAAAUGGAUAGUGUACUGGGGUUUCGGCUUUCUCGUGUUAUUGCCGAAGGACCGAACUCAGAACUGAACAAGACUGAGAAUUCUCAACCUGCUAUCAUGGCGACAUCGAUAUUGAUCCUUCGAAUCUUAGAACAAAAAUUUGGCUUCGAUACGAAAUCUCGUGUGGAUGUCACCCUUGGUCAUAGCCUGGGGGAGUUCUCUGCACUGGUUACUGGGGGCUAUCUUGAUUUCGGUGACGCUCUAAAGCUAGUCCGACGGCGAGCAGAGAUCAUGGCCCAAUGCACUCGAAAAGCCACCAUGGAAUCUGGCGAGGAUUAUGGAAUGGUGGCACUCGUCUGCGAACCUGAUCAUCUUGACGGUUUGCUCGCAGCAAUCCAUGAAUUCCUGGGCCUUGCAUCAAAUGGUAUGAAAGAUGAUUUAAAUUACGGAAUGCCGCCUAUUGAGAAAGUGAUGGUGGCAAAUAUCAAUUCUAAAAAUCAAAUAGUGUUGAGCGGAAGUAUUGAAAGGAUAAGAACACUUCUUAUCCAACUUCGCCAGUUUGGAGGUCACGAUCCACGUGCAGUGAGAUUGAACAGUGAAAGCCCCUUCCACAGUCCCAUAAUGAUGCCUGCGGCAGAAUAUAUGAUCCGUGCUCUUGACAACAUCAAACUCAACUUCCCAGCACGUAUACCGUGUGUUUCAAAUGUUUCUGGUCUUCCGUUCCGCUCAGAAGAGGAACUAAAGAGGCUACUUUCACAACAGUGUGUUGAUACUGUGCGAUGGUGGGACAGUAUCAGGUAUCUAGACCAAGAGAGGGGUGUAAAGCGUUGGGUUGGCAUUGGGCCGGGGAAAGUCGGCAGGAAUCUGGUUGGAAAGGAGGUCGGUAAGGUAAUGGCCAAAGGAGGUGGUGUUUGGGCAAUCUGUGAUCCUCGCGAGCUUGAAGAUAUCGUCAGGAGUCUCGAACAGACUGAAUUUGAAGCUUCGUGUGAUUAACCCAUUACAGGUACAGGUAUGCUCAGGCUGGUGGAUUCAUUGCUGUCAAUUAAUUAUUUUGAUAGCACUUACACGAACAGCGAUAGUACGGCAAGGGCGACUAAUAUUUUUCAAUUGUCCCAUAAAUUAGUGGUCUCAGAAGUUCAUCUGUGCCAUUGCCAUAAAAAUGAUAGCGACAUCUUGCAAC
Messenger RNA from Aspergillus pseudotamarii, 1543 nucleotides. Its product is annotated as ACP S-malonyltransferase. The transcript has a single exon. NCBI's taxonomy places the organism in Eukaryota, Fungi, Ascomycota, Eurotiomycetes, Eurotiales, Aspergillaceae. Gene Ontology annotation, molecular function: [acyl-carrier-protein] S-malonyltransferase activity. Bases 199 to 1356 code for a protein of 385 amino acids. Gene Ontology annotation, cellular component: mitochondrion. Gene Ontology annotation, biological process: fatty acid biosynthetic process. The record is from RefSeq and is a predicted model, not a curated record.